This is a messenger RNA of Daldinia loculata, 2577 nucleotides long. RefSeq names its product putative GMC oxidoreductase. The record is from RefSeq and is a predicted model, not a curated record. NCBI's taxonomy places the organism in Eukaryota, Fungi, Ascomycota, Sordariomycetes, Xylariales, Hypoxylaceae. Gene Ontology annotation, molecular function: flavin adenine dinucleotide binding; oxidoreductase activity, acting on CH-OH group of donors. Bases 552 to 2270 code for a protein of 572 amino acids. The transcript has a single exon.
AUUGGGAAAUCCCAUUAGGAACCUGAUCGGUUUCUUCCUCGCUUUCGUGGAUAGACGUUGGCGUCAGCAAUCCGGUAGUAUACCGGUUCUAAGUAAUACAACGCAUUUUGGCGCUUCGGAAACCCUCUACUAGACGUCCAUCAAUUGACGCUUACUCAUUGUACAUAGCCAUCCACGCUAUGCAUUGUACUAGGAGGUAUACUACGCCAAUAUGGAGAAGGGUGAAAGUCCCGCAUCGUCUUCGGGCUAUAAAGAGGUUGAGAUGGAGACCAUCAUGGAAGAGAUUUGUCCUCACCAGCAUCAUCAGUCAACUAAGCAAAGAUACCAAUAAGAGCAUCAUAGCCUUUUCAUCAGCCUUUAAGCAUCAUCUAGUUAAAGAGUAUUAAAGACUUGUUCUCGCUUUGAGAAACUUGAACAACCGCCCUUGAUAUCCGAACCUAAACCGAAUAUCAGUAUCAGUAACACUUACAACAUGAGUAAUCAAUUUCAGUCCAUCGAACAAUUCGAUUUCAUCGUCGUCGGAGGUGAGUUUAAUGUAAUGAAAAGGGGACAUGAAUCCUCAACUGACACCAUCUAUAGGAGGUACUGCCGGUUGCGCCGUCGCCGGCCGUCUAGCUGAAUCUCCCAACGUCCGCGUCCUGGUCAUCGAGGCCGGUAUUAGCAACCCGAAAGACAUCGACGCCAUUACGACCCCGGCUCGGGCUUUCGAGCUGCGCGAUAGCAAGUAUGACUGGGCUUACAAGACAACCAUGAUUGAUCGUCCCGACUAUACACGUGUCGAGAAGCCCAACACACGCGGCAAGACCCUUGGUGGUUCUAGCUGUCUCAACUAUUACACUUGGAUCCCCGGCUCGGCUGGAACUUUCGACGACUGGGCUCCUUACGGCGGAGACGAGUGGAAGUGGGACAAUGUCCGGAAGUACCUUUAUAAGCCGGCGACCUACCAUGACGACAGGGCCCUGUUUAGUGAGGAGCUGAAGUACAUCGGUACCAACGGCCCCAUCCCCGUCUCGCAUUCGGAUCUGGUUCCUGAGAUAAAGGGCUUCCGAGAUGCCCUGACUAAGGCAUGGACUAGCAAAGGCGGAGAGCUGACAGACGACGUCCACAACGGUACUAUGCGCGGUCUCUGGAAAUGCACUAACAGUAUUUAUAACGGUAAGCGUUCCUCGAGUUGGCUUUACCUUGAGGGUAAGACGAAUGUCACUGUACUUUCCGGCACCAAUUCCAAGCGCCUGCUCAUCGACGCCGCUACGAAGAAAUGUGUUGGCGUCGAGGUAAUUCUACCCUCAGGCGAGACGCACAGCUUCAAGGCCAAGUACGAAACCAUCGUCUCAUCCGGUGUGUUUGAGAGCCCGAAGCUGCUUAUGCUCAGCGGAAUUGGCCCGAAGGCUGAGCUGGCUAAGUUCAACAUUGAGACAAUCGUCGAUUCACCACAUGUCGGCCAGAACCUACUAGACCACCCUAUCCUCCCGCACGUCUUCCGUAUCGAGGACGGCAACGGAUUUGACCAGCACCUCCUCAGGGCCGGUCUCGAGCACGAUGCGGCUGUCAGUUCUUACCGAUGGAGGAACCAAGGUCCCUACACUUCCGGUCUUCUCGAACUAGUCGGUCUCCCGCGUAUCGACGAGCGCUUGAUGAAAUACCCCGAGUACGUAGCCGCCAAAGAAGCCAACGGAGGUCUCGACCCCUUCGGUCCUACGGGUCAACCGCAUUUCGAAAUCGACUUCGUCCCCAUGUUCAGCGACGCCUUCCAGUGGCACAUCCCGACUCCGCCUAAAGGAGACUACAUGACAGUCAUCGUGGACUUGCUACGCCCCCAGAGCCGUUCAGGCACAGUAGAGCUCAACAGCGCAGACCCGCUGGUGCAACCCAAGAUCAACCUGAACUUCUUCGCCGAAGACCUGGAUAUCCUGGCGAUGCGCGAGGGCGUCCGCUGGGUAGACGACGUGCUGAUGAACGGCGAGGGCAUGCGCGACAUGAUCCGCGAGGACUACCCGUGGCCGAUGCCGCGGACCUCGGACGCGGCGAUGGACAAGAUGAUCCUCGAGCGCUCGCAGACGGGCUUCCACCCCUGCGGAAGCACACGCAUGGCGCCUAGCAUCGCGGAGGGCGUCGUCGAUGGUAAACUCAAGGUGUUUGGUGUUGGGAAUCUGAGGGUCAUCGAUGCGUCUGUGAUCCCCGUGAUCCCAGACUGCCGUAUCCAGAACUCGGUCUAUGCGAUUGCCGAGAAGGUAUGUAUUCCCGAGCGAGGCUCUUCUUUGAGCUUGUAGCUAAUUGGGUGAUUAUAGGGCGCCGAUAUGAUCAAGGCCGAGUAUCCAGAGCUAUACGCUUAGAUAUUUAUCUCUAAGGGAUGAGAUAUCUCGCCUUCGAAUGAGAGUAUGGUGAUUGGGGGUUAAGAAACUGUUGGCUUAAGUUUGCGUUAACUAUGGAUGAAUCAUGACUGAUAGAUGGUAAUAAGUCGAAGAGAGAGAAAGAGAGGGGGGGAGAGGGAGAUGAAGGGAGGAGGAUUCCACUUGGCGCAUAUUACUCCUUUCUUUUGAUUUCAAUACUUUGCAGUCCGAUUUCUUAAUUCCAACA